AUGCUCAAAGAAACAGAGCCCACAACCCCCGAGUCGCAUCAAGCCCUCACCGAAAAACCGCACACCGCCCUUCCCCAAAUCGCGCCCGUCUGCCGUGUGCCGCUUCUCGCCGUCGGAGGCGAUGGAAGGCGAUGCGAGCAAGCCGCUGCUCGCACCCUCGACCACCUCCGACGACAUCCCCGACGAACGGGCGCGCCGGGACUUGCCUCGUGGUGCUCCUCCGACGACCAAGGAGCAUCCGGCCUUCUCCUCCUCCCCUUCGCCGCCGCCUGCCGCGGCCGCGGGCACCCGGCCUUCUCCUCCUCGCCUUCGCCGCCGCCUCCCGCGGGCAUCCCCGACCCCGAGGCCGCCUUAUCCUCCUCCGAGCUUUCGGCGCCGACUGCCGACCCCGAGGACCCGAGCAGCGCCAAGAAUUCUCCGGCGGGGCCCACACCGACGCCCUCCUCCCUCCCGCCAGCAGAUCCCCAGGCUCGCGUGGCCGCGGGCGACGGGUCAUCGUCUUCCGCGAGACAUUGGUGGAACUUCUCUGGCAGGGUGCGACCAAGGGGGCCGUCGCAGUCGCACCUUCCCGUCUUGGUUCACGGCGCUCAACUUCCCGUCCCCGCCCCGCGUCGCAGCAUCCACGAGUCCAUUCAGGCGCUCCGUCGCCAGGGACCAAGGCUUGACUCAGUUGGCGUUGAGAAGGUGAUCGGCCUAUUUGGUUUCUCCCUAUUCGGAUCCCUUUCCCUCUUGCCCUCCACCGCAGAGCGCGCCGCGAGCAAAGAUAACUUGACAGGCACACAGAGGGUCAUCCUCGUGCUGAGCUUCGCUUUGAUCUGGGUGCUGGCUAGCGUGGGGCUCUUAUGUGGACUGCACGGCAAGUCCAACUUCGAGCAGGCGGUAUGCAGGCUCACUGCUCGCCUAGGGAUUCUUGGACUGACACUACUAGUGGUUCUCCACCUCACAUGGAUGCUCCCGACCGGCACCUUUGCCACUCUGCUUCUACGUCUUCAUGAUCGCCGCUGUCAUACUUCACUUAGUGUCAUGGGUAACGAGCUGCCUAGUUGGCGAGGACAAGAUCGAGGAGAUUGCAGCAACAGAGCAGCGGUAGGCGAGGUCAGUAAAAGCGCAUGUUAACCACCUCCCAUGUGCAAGCUAGAGUGCAAGCCCCCUGCCAGCAUAGUCGUCGACCAUGGCAAAAGCACCUUCUGCAUUCGCC
This is a messenger RNA of Triticum urartu, 1198 nucleotides long. The record is from RefSeq and is a predicted model, not a curated record. NCBI's taxonomy places the organism in Eukaryota, Viridiplantae, Streptophyta, Magnoliopsida, Poales, Poaceae.